UAAAACUUUCUUAUUUUCUUAUCAGGCCACCUCAUUGCAAGUUUGCAACUGAAGAUGUUUCAUUGUUUUGGUUUUCCAUUAACAGUGUCUUUGACAAGCACCAUACCCUAUUAUUUGGUUUGCAAUCGCGCUUCUUCAAUAAUUUUAUCUUGGCUUGAGAUUUCUGCAUAACAUGGGCGGCGGCAACCUUCCCAAACCCCCUCCAUCCUCCUCCUCCGCCCACACCCACCAUCGGAACUCCGGCUGGGGCUCCUCCUCCGCCUCCGCCGAUAAACCCUCCGCCACCAUCAAAUCCAAACCUUCCCCUAGCUCCGCCACCGCGACUACCCCCAACAAUAAAGAUACCAAAAAUAACCCCCCUCCCGCGAAACCCAGGCCCCGGCCGGAGAACCCAUCCCCGAGGCCCGAAAAUCCGAAUGCCGUACACGGGCCGAGGCCCGUUUUCCCAAUAAACGAUCCGCUCCCGGCCCCAUCCUACGGUGUCCACAUGCUCGAUCGUCGUAGCAUACUCCUCGCAGAUGGAUCCGUGAGAUCUUACUUUGCUUUGCCCCCAGAUUAUGAGAAUCACGCGCUAGCACAUAUGCAUCGACCUGGUUUAAGGCCCGAAUUCAUGGGCCGUCGUGAAUUCGGGCUGGAAAGGCCUCCCUUACCAAUGAGCCCUGGGUUUGUGGGUCCUGAUGCCAGGGUCCGGAAUCCAGAGUAUUGGGCAUCGGGCCAUGAUAAUCCUUUAAAGCGGAAGCUUGGGGAGGAUGAGAGGGGAGGGAGGGAUGAUGGUUAUGAGAGGGUAAGGCAACAACUGUUGCAAUAUGGAAAUGCAAAUGGGGCUGGCCCGAGUACUGGGUAUAAUAUAGGGGGAGGCGAGGAGAUUAGGGUCUCUAAGAAUAUGCGGGUUCUAGAUGGAAGUUCAAGUAAGCUUAAGCAUGGUGAGGUGGAUCAGAAUGCGUUAAAGAAGGCGUUCUUACAUUUUGUGAAAUUGGUCUUUGAGAGUGGGAAUCAGAGAAAGAAUUAUUUGGCGGACGGGAAACAAGGACCUGUGCCAUGUCUAGCUUGUGGCAGGUCUUCAAAGGACUUUCCCCAUACACACAGUCUUAUCAUGCAUGCAUACAGCUCGGAAAAUGAGGCGACACUCGUGGAUCACUCGGCCUUUCACAAGGCUUUAUGCAUUCUAAUGGGCUGGAACUACACAAUUCCUCCCGAUAACUCGAGAGACUAUCAGAAGCUCUCUCCCAACCAAGCAGAAGCUAAUCGGGAUGACCUGAUUUUUUGGCCACCGACUGUUUUGAUUCGCAAUACUAUUACGGGAAAAGGUAGAGACGGGCGUCUGGAAGGUAUAGGGAACAAGGCUAUGGAUAGUAUUCUUAGAGGUAUUAAACACUCCUCAAUUGUUUAUCCUUCUUUUAUGGUGGUUUGUGAGUGGCAUUUUAGAGCUGGUGGUUGCUUAUCUGUUUGUGGCUGCAUUAGUGAUGCAAUUUUGUGUGCUUCUAUAGCAUUUUCUGAUGCUAUUGGUAUCAGCAUGACCUUACCGUAUUAAUAUCUGAACUAUAAAUAUAGUAUUCACUGCUAUUUACUGUUUGAAGUCUGGAAAGUCGAAUUGAUAGAGUCAAGUGCACACGAAAAUGGUAAAUUAAAAAUGAAACUGAAUUUUAGUAAAUGAUAUGAUAGUCUGAAAUAGUGAACGUCACAAGACUUGGGGAAAAAUUCCCAUCAAACAAAGUCCGAAAGGCUGAAUAUGAGAAAUAUAUCUUUUCUUGCCUUCUUAAUGUUCACCCCAAACCCUUUAUUUUUAUUAUAAUAUUCCCAUUUCUGCGACCCUAAAUUAGUCAGUGAAAUGGUAACAUGUAUGCAGACAAAUUUUCCCCAAGAUGUCAAUCAAUUGUUCUCCAUAGAUCAGAUCUCCCUAUCUAUUAGCUAUAUAUUACUUGGCUACUAAUUAUGUUCCUUAUUAUCUCUAUUCAGUUGAGGUAGGGGGGACUAAUAGACCCCAGCCUAGCCUCGGAUCCACAAAGUAAUAAAAAAAAUAAAAAAAAUUAUAAAGAUUGGACUUUCAUCGGUGGCCAAGGUAUCAUGUGGAGGGUUGCAGAUUAUAUGGGAACUGCAAUAACUACUGCAGUUGCAUGGGUUUAAGUUUUCACCUCAAUUUCACACGUGUGAGUGUAUGAUGAAAACACAUGUAACUACACCGCAGUUAGAUGUUGGAUGAAUUUGUUAGUAUUAGUUUUCUUUGAACCUAGUUGUCAGGUAAUUGAAGGGAAAUAUAGCACUGGUACAAUCUGACCACCACUUUGUGUACCAUUUUGUUGAGAUUAAUGAUAUAUCGUCUCUAUUUGACUGGAAGCACUAGCUUAAGUGUUUAACCUCAUACAACACUUGUUUAGAAUAACAUUUUUGUAUUCGGAUUUUGUCCCUUUCUGAUUAUUGAGGUUCUCAUCAGCUCCUGGAGACCAUAUUCUGGCAUCAGAUUUGUUGGAUUGCAGAUUUGUUUCUGCUUUUUUUUUUGCUCGAGUGUGAGUGCUUGAACCAUAAUAUUAUCAUGGUACUGUGUUUUAACGUGUACAAUUUUGUGGAGAUUACUAAUAUUUUUGUCCGAAUUCGGACCUUUGCCUCUAUUCGACUGCAGUUCUAGCCGAAGUGUUUAAUCUCUUUCAGCACGUGUAUAGAAUUAGAUAUUUGGAUUAGGUUUUUUGUCCCUUUCUGAUUGUUGAGGAGCUUAUUAGCACCUGGAAACCAUAUUCGGCAUCAGAUAUGUUGGCUUACAGAUUAUAAUUGCUCGAUUCUGAGUGCUUGGUCCGUAAUAUUAUCAUCUUUCCUACUCAUUAGAAUUAUCAUCUUUCGUACUCAUUAGUGGUUAUAGUCCGUUUCUUAUUCGCAUUACUCUCGCAGUUUGAUAGCUGUAGCAGCUUAAUUUGCCAGAUUAGUGUCUUUGGUAAAGGGUAGUUUUCCCUAUCUAAUGGGCCGGCCUUAUUUUGCAGCUGGGACUAAGUUGUAGGGCCUGUUCUGCUUUUCCUUCCCAAAUAUGCAUUUUAACACUUUAGUAGCUUGAGCAGUAAUGUUUCUUUUUCGAGUUUCCUUAUAAGUGUCAGAAAGCCGCCUUCACAAUUUAUUGUGAAUACGACGAAAGUAGUUUUAUCGAUUUCCUUUCC
Messenger RNA from Striga asiatica, 3140 nucleotides. The record is from the annotation of a GenBank genome assembly. Lineage: Eukaryota; Viridiplantae; Streptophyta; Magnoliopsida; Lamiales; Orobanchaceae.